CCCGUACAAACACUCGACGUGAGUUGUGAGUGCUCGUGUCUCACUAAUCGGGCCGGCAACGCUUCCCGAGUCGCCAUUCAUCCAGCGCCCACGUCCACUGUCAGCAGGCCGCCGACGAGGGCGAGCAAGCACGGGGAUCCUCGUCGUCUGCUGCGGCAGAAGCUGGGCGGCAGCAGCAGCAGCGGGCGCCGUGAAGCUACAGUACUGCACGAUUCGAACGUGCAUCCCGCCCGCGCCUGAGCCGUCUGCCACGCCCGCCGCCAUCCUUCGAAGCUCGACUGCAGACUGCACACCUCAUCUGCCCUGACACGCCCGACACCGCCCACCGUGGAGCAGCAGGAGAACCAUUUGGGAGCAGCGCUGUUGCACAGCUUCACCGAGAGCCCGCGCACCAACGCGCACGCCCACCACGACCCCAACAUUCAGAGCGACCCGUCUGGACCACCCUACGCCGCUGCCGGGCCCGAGCCCAGGCAGUUGCCCGGCGCAGGACGAAUGCGCUCCAGCAUAGCCUGUAUUCGCUGCCGGCGAUCCAAGGUCAAGUGUGUCAACAAUGGCGUCGGGACGACGUGUCGGUCGUGCGAGAACUCGGGGAGGGAAUGCCAGUACCCGCCGCCCGUGACCGCUGGCAGUCGCCGGCGGGACAGCAUAUCAGGACGGGCCGAUGUCUAUGGAGAUGCCGAACGGCGACAGAGACCGAGGAAGAGCGCAUCGACAUACCCAUCGCAUCCGAUCACUGGUCCGCGAGACUCUCCACGACCCUCGCUCGAUGCUCUGGACCCGCGCCUCUUGACACCGCAUGUGUGGCAGGAGCUCUUUGACAUAUUCCAACAACACUACUCGGCCGAUCUCCCCUUCUUACAUCCUCCGACCUUCCUCAAACCCGUACAAUUCACGAGUCAGCUACCACCGCAGUCCAAUGGAGCACCAGUGGAUACCACUGCAUCUGCCCGCCCACCGGCUUCGACCGAGUUCUUGCUGGCUUUCCUCGCCUUGACAGCUCGGUUUCACAAGAAGCUAGUCGCGCACCACUCGCCGCCGACUGCCACACGUCCGAGUAAUCCUCUCAUAGCAUCCGAGUACUACGCUGCGGCGGCCAACGAGAAACUGGCAUCGAUUUGGACGGACAAUCGCUGCCAUGACAUUGAACGCUGUCAGGCUGCUCUCAUGCUCGGUCUGCACGAAUGGGGUAUGUGCAGGGGAGCGAAGGCGUGGUUGACGGUGGGCAUGGCGAUUCGAGCUGCCCAAUCAAUGGGGCUGCAAUACGAAAUGGACUUGGACGACGAGCCUCUUUCUCGGUCACUGGCCCUUUCGGCUGAAGCAGAGCGCAUGGGAAUGGAAUCAGGGAGAAAGAGUUCCGUGACGUCGUCCAAAUCGACCGAGGACGCGUUCAUCUUGCAAGAGAUUCGACGGCGCACUUUCUGGAGCUGCUAUAUUAUGGAUCGCUACUUGAGCAGUGGCAAGUACCGGCCUCAGAUGUUGCACGCGCGCGAGUUGAGAAUUCAGCUGCCGGCCAGCGAGAGAUCUUUUUUGUUUGCGGAGAGGGUACGCACUUUAAUGCUGGGCGAGGAGGACCGAAGCGUGACCGGUCCUGGUCGAGCAGAAGUUCAAAGCCAGCGGCAACAAUCGGUACGACUAGGCACUGCGGCCACUCCAGAGACGAGUAGAGCUCCCUCUCCACGGAGUGCUUGGAGAGAUGACGACGAGGACAAGGGAAGGCUAGAAUUUGGUCCAGACGAGGGCCUCGUGAGCCGCUAUGUGAAGAUACUCGAGAUCUAUGGCAAAGUGGUCAAAUGGUCGUGUGCUGGUGGGCGCAGAGUUGAGGUGCAUCCGCCGUGGGACGACCGAUGUGAGUUCUACCAGUUGAGGCGCCAAUGCCUCGACUUCAAAGCCAGCCUUCCGCGACAGAACACCCUCACGCCUCAAAACACUCAAGCGCACAUCAGCUUGAAGACAUCAACGCCUUACACGCUGGUGCACACGGUCUACUUGCUGUGUCAGAUCAUGCUGCAUCGCGAAUAUGUCCCAUUCAUUCCCAUUCGCUGCUCAAAACCGGAAGGACCAGUUGAUGCGCCACUAUUCCCUGCCGACAAAUACAAGGUGCCCGAUGGCUUUUGGGACGAAAGCGCUCGCGAAUGCUUCAGGUCCGCGCGCGAGAUUAUCGACCUUGUCCGAACGUGCCAGGAGUGGGGCAAGCUUGUGGAGACACCCAUCGUCGGUUUCGCCGUGUACACGGUGUCAUUUGUGGGCGUGUACUGUAUCAACUUCCCAUGGAUGGAUCCGGAUGGCUACAUGUGCACACGUCCAGAGCCCGGAAAGCCGGAUGCCAAGCCUGGCGAGAGCAAAGGAUUCGAAGCUGCCCGCAAAGCUCUGGAGAUGAUCGGCGACAUGCGGACCAAGCUGCAUAUGGCGGAUGGAUGGUUUAAGACGAUCAAUCGGAUGCACAAAUACUUCCGGCGAAUCAAGAGCGACUACAGAAAGAACGUCCAGAAUGUCGAGAGCGCAUCUGAAAGCGAUAGCCCAGUCAGCACACGCCAUCUCAGUCUACGAGAAGGCGGCUCAGGCGGUGGCUUAGACGAGUUCAAGCUGCUGGAGCGCACGCUCAUAGACUUCGGCAACCUUGAAGAUCAAGAUGUAGAGAUGACGGAUGCACAGCGCCCUGAUUCUCGCCCACUGGACGCGAUAUACGACGAUAGCAACUCGGGUACGACCGUCAAGAGCGAGGAAGGUGAUCGUCCUCCCGUCACUUCAGAACCCGCGAAGCCAGAGAGUGGUUCAUGGAGUGCCAUCAAUGCUGUCUCAGGCGCACCAGCGAGUCGUCCUCCUGGCAUCUCGACGCCUACCAGUGGUCCUUUCAGGGCGUACGACACGUACGCUCACCAGCAACAACCGCCGCAGCAUGCACAUCAACACGCGCAGCAGUACCCGCCCAAUGGCCAUCAUCAUCCAGCACCAUCUGCUGGCCCUUCGCCCAGUCAACAUUCACAUCAGCCUCCACCACAUGGGUAUCAACAAGCUCAUGUGAACAACUUCCGCCCUUCCUAUUCCGAAGGACCAAGUCCCGCACCCGGCCCGCCGAGCUUGACAUCGCCCGCGUCGCAGUCAGCGACUGGCACGACUCCUUCGCAAGCACAUCCGUCACCGCCAUUCGAGCGCCACCAUUCGCAGCCCGCCUAUGGCAACUGGACACCGCAAAAUGGGCACUACCAAAUGGCGCCGCCCCCACCAAACCCAUAUGUGAACGGCGCUUCGCAUCAGUAUCCGCCUGGGCCACCCGGACAACCUCAGCAUGCGGGAUAUCCGCCACCGGGUCAGCCCUCCCAGCCGCAGCAGCCUCAUCAAUCUGUGGAGCAACAACCGCCUGCACAAGCUCAACAAGUAUGGGAUCCGAUGGCUAAAGAGGCCUGGCUCAACAGCAUCGACACACGCAUGGGCGGCGACGACAUCGCGGCAUUUGUCGAUGGUGGCGAAGUUGCAGAGUGGGCGAACAUGGCUGCUUCGCAAGGCUUCGCGAAUGGCUGGCUCACUGCGGUCUGGCAAGGCGGCCAUGCAUAGGAUAAGUAAUGAGCCACUGCAGCCAUUGCUCUGUCUGCCUUUGAUCCUUACUCGACACGUGGGUUGAGGGACAAAAACAUAAAUAUUCUGCGACUUCUACACUGAUGAAUUGUGGGCAUGGGAAGCAGAAAAAGAGAGAAAGAGGAGAAGAAAGAGACGGUUGGGGAGCAGGGUAUGUUUUAUCUUGUCUCGUCUUUUAGGGCAGUACAUCCGCAACCGCACACAUGAUACCCAGGAUUUCGGAAUAAUGCGUUGCUUGCGGAGGUUCAUGGGGCACCACCAUUCGUGACGAAUUUGGAGCAUAUGUUUCAUCGUAGCAUUAUCUGUAUAUGUAUAUAUACCUACAUGUCAUCAU
Molecule: messenger RNA, 3910 nt
Organism: Cercospora beticola
Lineage: Eukaryota; Fungi; Ascomycota; Dothideomycetes; Mycosphaerellales; Mycosphaerellaceae
Product: Zn(II)2Cys6 transcription factor
Biological process (GO): DNA-templated transcription; regulation of DNA-templated transcription
Cellular component (GO): nucleus
Molecular function (GO): DNA binding; DNA-binding transcription factor activity, RNA polymerase II-specific; zinc ion binding
Source: RefSeq, a predicted model, not a curated record